Messenger RNA from Ziziphus jujuba (common jujube), 1652 nucleotides. RefSeq names its product mevalonate kinase. Bases 2 to 1378 code for a protein of 458 amino acids. NCBI's taxonomy places the organism in Eukaryota, Viridiplantae, Streptophyta, Magnoliopsida, Rosales, Rhamnaceae. The transcript has 5 exons. Gene Ontology annotation, molecular function: mevalonate kinase activity; ATP binding. Gene Ontology annotation, cellular component: cytoplasm. The record is from RefSeq and is a predicted model, not a curated record. Gene Ontology annotation, biological process: isoprenoid biosynthetic process.
AAUGGAAUCAAUGAGAUUCUCACAUUUAACACACUCGCUCUGCACUGAGUCUCUGGAGGAGUACCAAGAAGCCUCUUUUAAUAUCAAUAACUACUACAACAGCAGAAGGAUUCAAUUCAAUUCAACUAAAUUUCAAGAGAAGCCAAACAAAACCCGAGACACAACAACCAACACAAAAAAAAAAAAAAAAAAAAAAAAAAACACAGAAAGAGAAAUGGAAGUGAAAGCUAGAGCUCCCGGAAAAAUCAUACUUUCUGGUGAACAUGCUGUGGUGCAUGGAUCUACGGCAGUUGCUGCCUCCAUUGGCCUCUACACUUAUGUUACUCUUCGUUUUCCUACUUCUUCUGAAAAUGAUGAUACACUAAAACUCCAGCUUGAGGAUCUAUCAUUAGAAUUUUCAUGGCCAAUUGGCAAACUCAAAGAAGCACUGCCUGACUUGGGUUUUCCUUUCUCAUCUACGCCAACUCCAUGCUCCACUGAAGCAAUUAGUUCAAUUUCAGUUCUAGUUGAAGAACAAAAUAUUCCAGAGGCAAAAAUUGGAUUGUCCUCUGGGAUAUCAGCAUUUCUUUGGCUAUAUUCAUCCAUCAUCGGAUUUAAGCCAGCUACAGUAGUUGUUAAUUCGGAGCUUCCUCUAGGUUCUGGCUUGGGUUCCUCUGCUGCACUUUGUGUUGCUCUUUCUGCAGCUCUGCUUUCUUUUUCAGAUUCCGUAAAUUUGGAUUUGAGCCAUCAAGGAUGGCUGUUGUUUGGGGAAAAUGAGCUUGAACUCUUGAACAAAUGGGCUUUUGAAGGUGAAAAGAUACUCCAUGGAAGGCCAUCUGGAAUUGACAACACGGUUAGCACAUAUGGAAACAUGAUCAAGUUCAGGUCGGGUAAUUUGACACGCAUCAAAUCUAAGGUGCCACUCAUAAUGCUUAUCACAAACACAAAAGUUGGAAGGAACACAAAGGCAUUGGUUGCAGGUGUUUCAGAGAGGGCCAUAAGGCACCCAAAUGCCAUGUCUUUGGUGUUCAAUGCUGUUGACUCAAUUAGUGAGGAACUGUCCAUCAUUAUACAGUCUGAUGCUCCUGAUGACCUCUCCCUAACUGAAAAGGAAGAGAAGAUAGCAGAGUUGAUGGAAAUGAAUCAAGGUCUUCUCCAAUGCAUGGGGGUCAGCCAUGCCUCAAUAGAAACUGUUCUACGCACAACAUUGAAGUACAAAUUAACUUCAAAAUUGACGGGAGCUGGCGGUGGAGGCUGCGUUCUCACACUAUUGCCAACAUUGCUAUCAGAAACAGUUGUUGACAAAGUAGUUUCGGAGCUGGAGUCCUGUGGGUUCCAGUGCUUUACUGCAGGAAUUGGUGGAAACGGUGUCGAGAUUUGCUUUAGUGGAUCAUCUUGAUAUUUGCCACGGGGGUAUGUCAAACAAUAAUAUAAGAUGCGCAAUUUACCUUCUAUUCCUCUGAGUUGUCUUUGUAGAUUAAUCUGUUGUAUUUUAAUUUUAAACAUCCAACUUAGUUGGAGCUUCAAUUUUUGGGUGAGAAGGAGCAGGUCGUGAACUUUCUCAAUGAAUAGUCAUCGAAGUUGACUAGGAAACAAGUUAAUUUGACAUUUAGAGUUGACCAAUAAUGAAUGAAAUUAAUGUUAUUUUUUGCGCAAGCAACAGUAACAUUCAA